UUUAUGUUGCAGGAAAAUGGCCAGGAAAGGUGGUAGGGUUUUAUUGGGUUUCGAAGAUGAGAUAAUCACAGAAAAACACAAGUCUUUUGUUAAUUUUACAACAAAUAAAAUCGGUGGUAAACCGGAUUGGCCAUGCGAUGGAAUUCCGACUCCGUCGUGUCAGUUGUGCGGUCUCGUACUUCCACUGAUCGUACAGAUUUAUGCUCCCCUCGAAAAUUCUCCGUACCACAGAACUUUAUAUAUUUUUGGUUGCAUAAAUCCAAACUGCUGGAAUCAAAGCGAAAGCUGGAUCUGUGUGCGUAGCCAAACAGUUGAUACUGCUUCUGAUCCUGGUGUUGCCUCACCAGCAGUCACUGUCAAUACUGGAACUACUACUGACUGGUGCCAAGAGGCUGAUGAUUGGGAUGAUGACAACAACGUUAACAACAAUGAAGAAAAUGGUAAUGUAAUAGCUUGCAUAAAAAAUGUGGAGAGCUGUGAACAUGUGUCAGAUGAUGAUAAUGAAAUGGAAGAUAAUCAGUGUGACCUGAGAAUGCAGCUUGGGAAUCUGAACCUCGAUGAAAGGAAUGCCAAUUGUGGAGAAAUGAAGGGCGGAGCAGGAAUUCAGGAAGGAGGAGCUGUUGGAUGUCUCAUUUCUCCAGCAGCUACAGCAGAGAUAGAAGGAGAUGAAGGUGAAGUGGUCAGCAUCGAUACACCAACAGCCCCUCAACAUGACCUUAUAGCAUUGCUUCAAGAAACAGCACCUUUGCCAGCAGUUCUCAGAAACUCAAGUGAAGCAAGUGGACAACGAAUGCCAUCAUCCUGUUCACUUGAAUUUGCUCCCUACUUCAUAAGUGUUGAUGAGGAGAAUUUGGGUGGUUCGCCAUCAAUUACUCCUCUUUCAGAACAUGUCCGAGAAUUGUUGCAAGAGUAUCAGCAAAAUAGUGAGGAAGGUUCAUUUAGUCCAGAGCAAGAAAAAAUGGUUUCCAUGGGUCAAGGUGACCAGUUAACACAAGAAAAAUAUGAAAAAAGUAUUCCAGCCCAUGGCGAUAAAAUGUUCCAUCAGUUCCUGCUUCGCAUACAGCGUAAUCCGGGUCAGAUUAUAAGGUAUUGCCGAGAAGGUGGUGGGCCAUUAUUGCUGCAGCCAGUGAAUGAAUCACCAGCAAGGUGUUCACAUUGUCUUGGUGAUAUGAUGUUUGAGUUGCAGCUGCUACCUACACUGAUUCCUCGACUACGUUUAACAGCAGCUUGUUCAGGAGAGGGUGUGUCUUCAAGUUCCCAUGUAGAAUAUGGAACUGUGCUUAUAUUUACGUGUCGUCGCAGUUGCUGGUCUGCUGGAGACUCAUUCCGUAAUGAGCGCAUCAUUGUUCAGUCUGAAAAUGUCAUUUAGGAAAACAGAUUUAGCACUGUAUAGUUUUGGCAGGCAUUCUUUUGUCUUUACACUUUGAGAGGUGAGGAACACCUUUGCCAGACAGUGUUUUCCAGUCCUUCUCAAUGAACCUAGUCUACAUAAUAACUCUUUAUCCAUUAUUUGUCAUUGGGUGUAAUCUGUUGCCAUAUGAAGCUGACUUUACUCUUUCUUUUUUUCCUAGAUAAGUGAUAUCAUGAUUUUUAAUGUCCAGUAAAGUUUUCAGAAACAGUGGCUCAUAUACUCUCUGAAGAUGCAGCUGGGAGAGUAGGGGCAAAGUGGAGCAUGUCAGUGCAAGAGCCUGAUGUUGAGGUCUCAGACUGGAAGGUAGAAACAGAGAUAAUACAGACACAAAUAUUGGUAAAUAGUAUGUGCUACUACCUUUCAAUAGUUGGAUGGGGUGGUUAAAAGUGUAUAUUUCUGGAUGUGACUGUUUUAUCAUAUCCAUAUACUGUAUUUGUUUUAAAGGAUCUGUCAGCACACAAAUUUUUACCUGUGCUCUGGUUUUUUCAAUCCAAGUGAACUCUAAAUCUAGCACACUUCAGCCUUUUGAUUAGCUUGUUCACUC
Schistocerca serialis cubense is the source of this 1955-nucleotide messenger RNA. RefSeq names its product programmed cell death protein 2-like (gene trus). Gene Ontology annotation, cellular component: cytoplasm. The transcript is spliced from 4 exons. The coding region runs from base 17 to 1369 and encodes 450 amino acids. The record is from RefSeq and is a predicted model, not a curated record. Lineage: Eukaryota; Metazoa; Arthropoda; Insecta; Orthoptera; Acrididae.